CCCUGCACAAAGAAGCAAGGCAGAGGCUUUCUAAGAGCAGAAUGAGAAGAUGGCAAGCCCGCCAUACUUACCAGGUCCAGACAACCUCCGCCUUUUUACCCGUGAAUCUCUUGCUGCAAUAGAACAGCGGAUUGCUGAGGAGGAAGCGCUCAAGUUAAAGCGGCAGCAUGUGGAAGUGCUGGAUGAAGAAGAACGAAAGGCCAGUAGUGAUCUGGAAGCUGGAAAGAGCCUUCCACUUAUUUAUGGGGACCCACCUCCAGAACUCAUCGGGGUGCCUCUAGAAGACCUAGACCCUUUCUACAGAGAUCAAAAGACAUUCAUAGUCCUAAACAAAGGGAAAUCAAUCUUCCGAUUCUCAGCAACCCCUGCUGUCUACAUGCUGGGACCCUUCAACCCCAUCAGAAGAGGUGCCAUCAAAGUGCUUAUACAUUCAUUAUUCAGUAUGUUCAUCAUGAUCACCAUUUUAACCAACUGUGUGUUUAUGACGAUGAACGACCCCCCGCCGUGGUCCAAGAAUGUGGAAUACACCUUCACUGGAAUAUAUACCUUUGAGUCCAUGAUAAAGAUCCUAGCAAGAGGGUUUUGCAUUGACAGUUUUACAUUCCUGCGAGAUCCGUGGAACUGGCUGGAUUUCAGUGUCAUUGUUAUGGCUUAUACCACAGAGUUUGUGGAUUUGGGAAAUAUCUCUGCUUUAAGAACGUUCCGUGUCCUCCGUGCACUGAAAACAAUUACGGUAAUUCCAGGACUGAAGACCAUUGUUGGAGCCUUGAUGCAGUCCGUGAAGAAGCUCUCCGAUGUCAUGAUACUCACAGUCUUCUGUCUCAGCGUGUUUGCACUUAUUGGUCUUCAGUUGUUCAUGGGGAACCUUCGGCACAAAUGUGUCAGGUGGCCACCCCCUUUCAAUGAGACUAUGCAAGAAGACAUCUUUGGAAUGGACAAUGACACCUUUGUGAAUGCAACACUCUAUGGCAACCUGACUGGAUCUGGUAACAAUACCUUCGAUUAUGAUGCUUAUAUGAAUGAUGAAGGGAAUUUCUACUUCCUGGAGGGAGCGCUUGAUGCCCUGCUCUGUGGGAAUAGCAGCGAUGCUGGGAAGUGCCCUGAAGGCUAUGAAUGUAUGAAAGCAGGAAGGAACCCAAACUACGGCUACACUAGUUAUGACACAUUUAGUUGGGCUUUCCUUGCUCUCUUCCGCCUCAUGACUCAGGAUUACUGGGAGAACCUCUUCCAGCUGACUCUACGUGCAGCUGGGAAAACUUACAUGAUCUUCUUUGUUCUGAUUAUAUUCCUCGGUUCCUUCUACCUCAUCAACCUGAUCCUGGCUGUGGUAGCCAUGGCAUAUGCAGAGCAAAAUGAUGCUACUGCACUGGAAAUACAGCAGAAGGAGGAGGAGUAUCAGAAGCUCCUGGAACAGCUGAAAAAGCAUCAGGAGGAACAAGCAAAAAUGUUAAAAGACCGUAAGUUAAGUGCUUGCUCUGCGACUCAGAAAAAGAAGGGCGACUCGGACCAAGAAGCGGACAGCGACCAAGACAAACUGAAAGACUGCAAUGGCAGAGUUGUCCCCAAGGUUGUACUGGAGCGAUCUGCUACAGUAAGGGAAUGCAAUCCCACCGAUGACCAAGAUAAAUUGGAUUAUAACCACCUGACAGCAGGCCCACAAGAUGGGCCCAGCCUUCAGAAGAAAGCAGAGAGUGUUACCAGUAUUAUCUCUAGCACCAUGGAAGAGUUAGAGGAAGCUCGCAGGACGUGCCCACCCUGGUGGUAUAAAUUUGCCAAAAUUUUCCUUGUCUGGGACUGCUGUCUUCCGUGGCUGAAACUGAAGGCGUUUGUUAAGCUGAUAGUGCUGGACCCUUUUGUCGACCUGGGGAUCACCAUCUGCAUAGUGCUCAACACACUGUUCAUGGCCAUGGAACACUAUCCGAUGACUGAAGAGUUUGAGAAUGUGCUGACUGUGGGGAACCUGGUCUUUACUGGGAUCUUCACUGCUGAGAUGGUUUUAAAGCUCAUAGCUUUGGACCCAUAUGACUACUUCCAGCAAGGGUGGAACAUAUUUGACAGUAUCAUCGUCACCCUGAGCUUGGUGGAGCUGGGCCUGGCUAACGUGCAGGGGCUCUCUGUGCUCCGAUCUUUCCGUCUGCUCAGAGUUUUCAAGCUUGCCAAGUCCUGGCCAACCCUCAACAUGCUCAUAAAGAUCAUAGGCAACUCAGUGGGCGCUCUCGGGAACCUCACCCUUGUGCUGGCCAUCAUUGUCUUCAUCUUUGCUGUUGUGGGCAUGCAGCUGUUUGGGAAGAGCUACAAGGAGUGUGUGUGCAAGAUCUCCUCUGACUGCACACUGCCCCGCUGGCACAUGCAUGACUUCUUCCACGCCUUCCUCAUUGUCUUCCGCAUCCUGUGCGGAGAGUGGAUUGAGACCAUGUGGGACUGCAUGGAGGUGGCAGGCCAAGCCAUGUGCCUUAUCGUCUUCAUGUUGGUGAUGGUCAUUGGGAACCUCGUGGUCCUGAACCUGUUCUUAGCUUUGCUGCUGAGUUCCUUCAGUGCUGAUAGCCUUGCAGCUUCUGAUGAUGAUGGAGAGAUGAACAAUUUGCAGAUUGCUAUUGGCAGGAUCACCAGGGGGAUUGACUUUGUAAAGAAAACUAUCCUAAUGCUACUUCACAGGCAGUGGAAGGAGAAGAAAGACCCAGAUGAGGAGCAAGAGGAGAGUAAGACAGACAACUAUGUCCUAAACCAUAUGGACUCUGGCCAGGAUUCCAAGUCGGAUUUUAUGGAUGGAGUAGCUGGGAAAGAGCAUAUAGAUAUCUCUGUGGAUAAGGUGGAUCACAUGAAUUUCAUUAAUAACCCCAACCUGACUGUCCAAGUGCCAAUUGCCUCAGAGGAAUCUGACCUCUACGAGGAUGAAACAAGCACCCAGUCUGACACAGAAGACACCAAGAAGCCGCUGUCCCACGGGAGCACAUCGUCCAUGGGUAGCACCGUAGAUUACAAGCCACCAGUAGUUGAGGUGGAGGAGGUUGUGGAGGAGGCUGCAGAGGGCACCGAGCCUGAAAACUGCUUCACCGAGGCUUGUGUGCAGAGGUUUCCCUUCCUUUAUGUCGACAUCACAACUGACAAAGGGAAAAUAUGGUGGAACCUUCGGAAAACCUGCUUCAAGAUCGUUGAACACAACUGGUUUGAGACCUUCAUCAUCUUUAUGAUCCUCCUCAGCAGCGGAGCACUGGCUUUUGAAGACAUCUAUAUCGAGCAGCGCAAAGUCAUACGUACCAUCCUGGAAUAUGCUGACAAGGUCUUCUCCUUUGUCUUCGUCAUUGAGAUGCUGCUCAAGUGGGUGGCCUAUGGCUUCAAAGUGUAUUUCACCAAUGCCUGGUGCUGGCUGGAUUUUCUCAUUGUUGAUGUUUCCAUUAUCAGCUUGACAGCAAACUGGUUGGGAUACUCAGAACUGGGAGCCAUCAAGUCACUGAGGACUCUGAGAGCUUUGAGACCUUUGCGAGCUCUGUCCAGAUUUGAAGGCAUGAGGGUAGUAGUAAAUGCCCUGCUGGGAGCCAUCCCCUCCAUUAUGAAUGUCUUGCUGGUCUGUCUGAUCUUCUGGCUGAUAUUCAGCAUCAUGGGUGUGAACCUGUUUGCAGGGAAGUACUACCGGUGCAUCAACACCACCACAGACGAGCUCUUUGAUAUCGAAGUGGUGAAUAAUAAAAGUGACUGCUUGGCCCUCCUUGAUACCAACCAGGUCCGAUGGGUGAAUGUCAAGGUCAACUUUGACAAUGUUGGGUUAGGCUACCUCUCCCUGCUGCAGGUGGCCACCUUUAAAGGCUGGAUGGACAUCAUGUAUGCAGCGGUGGACUCCCGUGAGAUUGAAGAGCAGCCACUGUAUGAGACCAACAUCUACAUGUACAUCUACUUCGUCAUCUUCAUCAUCUUUGGUGCCUUCUUCACUCUCAACCUCUUCAUUGGGGUCAUCAUUGAUAACUUUAAUCAGCAAAAGAAAAAGUUUGGAGGAAAGGACAUCUUCAUGACAGAAGAGCAGAAGAAAUACUAUAAUGCCAUGAAAAAGCUGGGAUCAAAGAAACCCCAGAAGCCAAUCCCCAGGCCCCAGAACCAAAUUCAAGGCGUGGUGUAUGACUUUGUAACAAAGCAAGUGUUUGACAUAACUAUCAUGGUCCUGAUUUGUCUUAACAUGGUGACCAUGAUGGUUGAAACAGAUGACCAAAGUGAAGCCAAAAUCGAAAUUCUCCAGACUGUCAACCUGAUUUUCAUCAUCAUCUUCACUGGCGAGUGUGUGCUCAAAAUGUUUGCCCUGCGCUACUAUUACUUCACCAUUGGCUGGAACAUCUUUGACUUUGUGGUAGUCAUUCUCUCCAUUGUAGGUCUCGUCCUUUCAGAUGUCAUUUCGAAAUAUUUUGUGUCACCCACCCUCUUUAGGGUGAUUCGGCUGGCCAGGAUUGGGCGUGUUCUUCGUCUAAUCAGAGGAGCAAAAGGAAUCCGGACUCUGCUCUUUGCCCUCAUGAUGUCCCUACCAGCUUUGUUCAACAUUGGACUUCUGCUCUUCCUGGUGAUGUUUAUCUACUCUAUCUUUGGGAUGUCCAACUUUGCCUAUGUGAAGAAGGAGUCUGGGAUUGAUGACAUCUUCAACUUCGAAACUUUUGGUAACAGCAUCAUUUGUUUGUUCCAAAUCACUACAUCAGCAGGAUGGGAUGGCCUCCUCAACCCUAUCCUGAACAGCGGCCCUCCAGACUGUGACCCCCAUUUGGAGAACCCUGGCAGUUCAGUGAAAGGAAACUGUGGGAAUCCAUCUAUGGGCAUCUGCUUUUUCUGUAGCUAUAUCAUAAUUUCUUUCCUGAUUGUCGUGAACAUGUAUAUUGCCAUCAUUCUUGAGAACUUCAAUGUUGCUACAGAGGAGAGCAGUGAACCCCUUUGUGAAGAUGACUUUGAGAUGUUUUAUGAAACAUGGGAGAAAUUUGAUCCAGAUGCCACCCAGUUUAUCACGUACAGCACCUUAUCUGACUUUGUCGACACCUUACAAGAGCCACUUAAAAUUGCCAAGCCAAACAAAAUUAAAUUGGUCACCAUGGAUUUACCAAUGGUCCCCGGGGACAAAAUCCACUGUUUGGAUAUUCUGUUUGCUCUGACAAAAGAAGUCUUGGGUGACUCAGGAGAAAUGGAUGCUUUGAAAGAAACAAUGGAGGAGAAAUUUAUGGCUGCAAAUCCAUCCAAGGUUUCCUAUGAACCCAUCACUACAACUUUGAAAAGAAAACAUGAAGAAGUAUGUGCCAUAAAAAUCCAAAGAGCCUUCCGCAGGUACCUUCUAAAGCGGUCUGUGAAACAAGCCUCCUACCUGUACAGGCAUAGUAAAGAGGUGGACACCCUAUUGGAAGAAGCACCAGAGAAAGAAGGACUGAUUGCAAGCAAAAUGAACUGGAAUUAUGGGACAGGAGAAGUAGAAACAGCUCCAACCCUGUCUCUUAAACCAGUUCUAAGCUCAGAGACUCCGGGUGCUCCCAGUGAAGCAAAAAAAUUGGAUGAGAAACGUAAUGUGAAAGAAUCAUUUGUAUAAUAGAAGUUAUUUUUCAUCUUACUUUCAUUGCCCAGCCUGAAAAGACUCCAUUUGUAUCUCUUCCUGCAAAGAACACUUUCAUAUCCAUAUCUGUAGAUUAUAGACAUUUGAGCUAAUGAUGUAUGUUACCACAUUUCAGAUAUUUAAAGGAUACAUCUUAACUUUUUUAAUUGAAUCUCUUAUUGGGGAUAGUUUUUAUAAUUCACCACAACUGUGCAACAAGUUUAGUAUUUUUCUUAUGAGGUAAAUGUGAAAUCUGUUGCUGGUGAAAGUGAAACAUUUAAAUUUUUUAAAUGAUCUAAUCUUCGUAACAGUGGCCCAAAUGCAAUUCCCCCUUAGGCUAAGUGGCACGUAAGUGCCUAAAGGUAGAUAUAUAUGUUGCCUUAAGUGCUGCUUACCUUGAUUUUAGAUCUUGCUUCUACAUGCACUAGAUUUGUCCUUCUGUAAGCCCCCAAAACAUUAAUUACCGAAAAACCACUACUGGCCGUCAUUUCCAGAAGAUGACCAUCUUGUCUCUUUUAGCCCAAUAGCCUAAUGGUUAUAAUACUUGCUCAGGAAAUAGGAAACUUGGGCUCUAUGCCUUCCAUGACCACAUCCCCACAUGCAGGGGUGUGCACUUGCAGCAGCACAAAAAGUAGCAGCACAAAU
Gavialis gangeticus (Gharial) is the source of this 6193-nucleotide messenger RNA. RefSeq names its product sodium voltage-gated channel alpha subunit 4 (gene SCN4A). Gene Ontology annotation, molecular function: voltage-gated sodium channel activity; protein binding. The record is from RefSeq and is a predicted model, not a curated record. NCBI's taxonomy places the organism in Eukaryota, Metazoa, Chordata, Crocodylia, Gavialidae. Gene Ontology annotation, cellular component: plasma membrane; voltage-gated sodium channel complex; axon. Bases 50 to 5545 code for a protein of 1831 amino acids. Gene Ontology annotation, biological process: sodium ion transmembrane transport; membrane depolarization during action potential; neuronal action potential. The transcript has 25 exons.